Molecule: messenger RNA, 2786 nt
Organism: Neodiprion fabricii
Lineage: Eukaryota; Metazoa; Arthropoda; Insecta; Hymenoptera; Diprionidae
Product: pre-rRNA 2'-O-ribose RNA methyltransferase FTSJ3
Exons: 6
Coding region: 142-2682 (846 amino acids)
Biological process (GO): rRNA methylation; maturation of 5.8S rRNA from tricistronic rRNA transcript (SSU-rRNA, 5.8S rRNA, LSU-rRNA); maturation of LSU-rRNA from tricistronic rRNA transcript (SSU-rRNA, 5.8S rRNA, LSU-rRNA)
Cellular component (GO): nucleolus; nucleus; preribosome, large subunit precursor
Molecular function (GO): rRNA (uridine-2'-O-ribose)-methyltransferase activity; rRNA (guanine) methyltransferase activity
Source: RefSeq, a predicted model, not a curated record
AUUAACAUAACCUCUUGUGCUCCAUAACCUGAAAGCAAUAAGGCCCAAAUAAAUCACCACGUGAGAAGUAGAAAAGGAGCGUCAGUGAACGCAUGUUGGUGAUCGAACUUUCGAUAAUAAACCGUUAAUGAAAGUAUCAAAAUGGGUAAAAAGUCGAAGAUUGGAAAGCAGCGGAAGGAUAAAUAUUAUCAGUUAGCCAAGGAGACAGGUUUCAGAUCUCGUGCGGCGUUCAAGUUGAUCCAACUCAAUCGUAAAUUCGAAUUCUUGCAAAAGUCUAGAGUAUGCAUAGAUCUCUGCGCUGCUCCGGGUGGUUGGAUGCAAGUCGCCCGGCAGAACAUGCCCGUGUCGUCAAUCGUCAUCGGCAUAGAUCUAUUUCCGAUAAAACCGAUACCCGGCUGUAUCAGCAUUACCGAAGACAUUACAACGGACAAAUGUCGUGUCGCCAUCUCCCGAGAGUUGAAAACGUGGAAGGCUGACGUUGUUCUCAACGACGGAGCCCCAAAUGUUGGUAAAAAUUGGCUGCACGAUGCCUAUCAGCAAACCUGCUUGACUCUGUCGGCUCUUAAAGUUGCCACACAAUUUCUCAGACCUGGAGGAUGGUUUGUCACUAAAGUCUUCAGGUCCAAGGAUUAUCAUCCGCUUGUCUGGGUCCUGAAACAACUAUUCAAGAAGGUACAUGCCACAAAGCCUCAGGCUUCGCGCAACGAGUCAGCAGAAAUAUUUGUCGUAUGUCAGUAUUACAUUGCACCGGAUAAGCUUGACCCUAAAUUUUUGGACCCCAAAUAUGUUUUCUCCGAACUGGAUGUCGAAUCCAAGAAUAAAUUGAACGUCUUUCAUCCAGAGAAGGCAAAAAAAGCCAAAGCUGAAGGAUAUGCUGAGAACGACUAUACACUCCAUCAUAAGAUGUCUGUUUCGGAUUUCAUAGCGAGAGAAAGCGGAAUUGAAGCAUUGCAAUAUGCUUCAGAAAUUUAUAUGGACGACGAGAGAAUAGCAUCUCAUCCAAAAACAACCAAGGAAAUAUUAGAAUGCUGCAAGGAUAUAAAAGUCUUGGGUAGGAAAGAAUUAAGGUCUCUGUUAGCUUGGUGGAAAUUGUUGAAGGAGGAAUUCUGUAAACCCGAAGAAGAUGCAGAAGCAUCGACUCUGAACAAAGAUGAAAGUACAGACCAGGUAAGGCCGCUGACCCUGGAUGAUGAAGAGGACAAAGCAGAUUUAGCGAUUGAAGAGGAAAUCUCGGAACUCAAGGCGGAAGAAUUGAGAGAAGCAAAAAGAAAACGAAAGAAGGCCAACAAAGAGAGACAAAAAUUGAACGAUCGAUUGAACUUGAAAAUGGUACACAAAGGAGACGAGGGGCCCAAGCUUGAAGGAGACGACAUGUUUGACUUGAAAGAAAUUAAAACACGCCAGCAUUUGAACACCGUCAUAGACCAAACACCUGACAUGGUCGCUGAAAGUGAACCAGAAUCUGACGACGAGAAUUUUCUGCCAAAAAAAUUAAGGUACGAAAAAGACACAGGGCACUUGGACAGCUCCGGGAAGUACUAUAAGACGGAAGAUAGUGAGCCUGAAGACACGGAUGCAGAUGAUUCGGACAGUGAUAAAUCCGGGCUAGGACUCAGUGAAUCUGACAACGAAACUCUUCAGGGUCAAUCUAGAAAGAGGGGACUCAGAGAAGACACUACCAGCAAUCCAUUGGUCACAGAUCUGGAUGGACGAGACAAAAUAUCUAAAAGAGCACAGAAAGCAGAGCUGUGGUAUGAAAGGGACAUAUUUAAAAAUUUAGAAAACGACGGAGACGCGGAUAUUGAACUUGACAAAAUGGCACAGCAAUUGAAGAAUAAAGGAGGAAGCAUACUUGGUGAGGCAAAGUUAAAUGCUAAGAAGCAAAAGAGUAAUGAGAACGCACGUAGUGAGGAUAGUGAUGAGGAAGUCAGCAGCGAUUCGGACGAUUCAGAUUACGACAUUGAGGAAGCGAUGGCUGAUGAUAAAAAACCUAAAAAAGUAAACGGGAAAGGCGGAUUUGAAAUUGUUAAAAAAGAGAAUCCAUUCACAAAGAAAAGUAAGAGAAAAUUAACGGACGAGGAUUUGGCACUGGGUUCGCUGCUGGUGCAGAGUAAAAAGGCUCGGAGGGAACUUGUGGACGCAGCAUGGAACCGUUACGCAUUCAACGACGAAAAACUACCCGAAUGGUUUAUCGAAGACGAAGAAAAACACAUGAAAAAGGAGGCGCCUGUUCCGAAAGAACUCGUAGACGAUUACAGAAAAAAAGUAGAAGACCUGAACGUCAGGCCGAUCAAAAAAGUGCUCGAAGCGAAGGCAAGGAAGAAGAAGAGGGCUGUGCGUAGGUUGGAAAAGGCAAAGAAAAAGGCGGAGUCACUGAUCGACAACGUGGAUCUUACUGAUGGCGAAAAAGCAAAACAAGUCAAAGCAUUAUACAGAAAGGCGCACAAGGAGCCGAAGAAGGAGGUGACAUACGUCGUUGCGAAGAAACACUCGAUGCAAAAGCGGGCGAUAAGACCGGCAGGGGUUAAAGGACAAUACAAAGUCGUCGAUCCUAGAAUGAAGAAAGAUUUGAGAGCUGCCAAAGCGAAAUCCAAGACCAAAGGUCGCGGUAAAAAAAGCAAAGGGGGAGGAAAGCCACCGAGAGGUAAACCCAAGGCGGCCAAAGCUAAGAAAGCUAAAUAACAGAUUAAUUCAGAUUCCCAUACGAACUGCGGCAUUCGAUUCCCGUAAAAAAUACGAAAUAUUUAUUUAAAAAAAAACACACACACACACGCACACGUAAUCAA